GGGUGCAUUCUCUGAAGUUGUUUUGGCUGAAGAGAGAGCAAGUGGGAAACUCUUUGCAGUCAAGUGCAUUCCCAAGAAGGCACUGAAGGGAAAGGAAAGCAGCAUAGAGAAUGAAAUUGCAGUCCUGAGAAAGAUCAAGCAUGAAAAUAUAGUUGCCCUGGAAGACAUCUAUGAAAGUCCAAACCAUUUAUAUCUGGUCAUGCAAUUAGUGUCUGGGGGUGAGCUUUUUGACCGCAUUGUCGAGAAAGGGUUCUACACUGAGAAGGAUGCCAGCACCCUGAUCCGGCAGGUCCUGGAUGCUGUCUACUACCUGCACCGAAUGGGCAUUGUGCACAGGGACCUCAAGCCCGAGAACCUGCUUUACUAUAGCCAGGAUGAAGAGUCAAAAAUCAUGAUCAGUGACUUUGGACUGUCAAAGAUGGAGGGUAAAGGAGAUGUGAUGUCCACAGCCUGCGGGACUCCUGGCUAUGUUG
Molecule: messenger RNA, 473 nt
Organism: Nestor notabilis (Kea)
Lineage: Eukaryota; Metazoa; Chordata; Aves; Psittaciformes; Psittacidae
Product: calcium/calmodulin-dependent protein kinase type 1D
Exons: 4
Biological process (GO): peptidyl-serine phosphorylation
Cellular component (GO): intracellular anatomical structure
Molecular function (GO): calcium/calmodulin-dependent protein kinase activity; calmodulin binding; ATP binding
Source: RefSeq, a predicted model, not a curated record